UCUGAACGUCAAAACCACAGCCCCAUGUCCGACGACGAGACGACGAUUCAGACUAAAAAGGCUCAAAGCGCCCACGGAACAUUGUCCUUCACCGCCUUCGCUGUUGUCCUGUGUGUUGUGAGGCGAAAGUUUUCGGUUCGGUUCGUUUAUUGAUUGAUCCAAAACGGUGGCCGCAAACCACAGUGAUUCAGCCGAUAGACAGAGAGAGAGAGAGUGCGGUUUCUGGCCCAGACGACUUCGUGGAAGUCCCGUUUUGCGUUUGUCCGUCUUAUUUUUUGCGUUACGUUGUCUCUCGUCACAGCAUUAGAACUUUAUAGGGUGCCGUUUGAUAAAACGUUCCACAUUCGCUGUUACUUCGGUCGAUCGAAAGCAAUCGGCCAGCAGUCAUUGGAAAAUUUCGUGCCCCCCCGUCACCGCUCACCGCGCUACCUUGCAAAUUUUCGUGCAAUCAAGCCGAAGGAACACACCUCACGCCGCCGCGGGGCCAUCUAGAGCGUACUCGAGAAUUGGUUCUGCUGAAGGGCGUGAAAGUGUUGUUUCUCCAGUGAGGCCCGUCUUUCCUUGUUUGCCGUAUCCGCGCCCCGUUUCAUUGUGACCACAAGGCGGCGGGACCACACACAAAGAGCAACAGUGUCAACGAACUGUGCCCCGGUGUCCACCCAGGCGAAAUGGCGAAAACGUACGACUAUUUGUUCAAACUUUUACUCAUCGGAGACUCCGGCGUCGGCAAGACCUGCAUACUGUUUCGCUUCUCGGAGGAUGCCUUCAAUACCACCUUCAUCAGCACGAUCGGAAUUGACUUCAAAAUUAGAACGAUCGAUCUCGAUGGGAAAAAGAUCAAGCUACAAAUUUGGGAUACGGCCGGCCAGGAACGGUUCCGCACGAUCACGACCGCGUACUAUCGGGGCGCGAUGGGCAUCAUGCUAGUGUACGACAUCACACAGGAGAAAUCGUUCGAGAACAUUAAAAACUGGAUACGAAACAUUGAGGAAAACGCAUCGGCCGACGUGGAAAAGAUGUUGCUCGGCAAUAAGUGUGAGCUGAACGAGAAAAGACAGGUAACGCGCGUCCGGGGCGAACAGCUGGCGGUAGAGUACGGUAUCAAAUUCAUGGAAACCUCGGCUAAGGCAAGCAUCAACGUGGACGAUGCGUUCUUCACUCUGGCGCGUGAUAUUAAAUGUAAAAUGGAAAAACGGAUGGAAGCAAACAAUCCUCCGAAGGGUGGACACCAGCUAAAACCACAGGUGGAACCACGGAAGGCUCCCAGUUGGUUAUCGAAAUGCAAUCUGUUUUGACCUUGUAGUAGUCUUAUGGAUAAUUAUUACUUUUUUAUAUAACACACUAAAUAAUAAUAAUAAUUAUUAUUAAAACAAUGUAUGUAAACGGAUAAUGUCGAGACGAAAACAACCAACACAACAAGCAAAUGAUGCAAGAUCCCCACAAUACGCCGCCACAGCGCAGCAGCAUAAAAGCAUUCACAUUCGUCGUUGUCGUUGCAUCGUCAUUCAAAACAGAAACUCAAUUAAAAUGGCGCAAAACGGAUUGGACGACACCACUGGGCGCCCCGGUGAUCGUUUCCAAAUCUCAUAAAACUGUUUCAACUACCAACCUACCAACUUCUGCGAUGCAUAUUCCUUCUUUGGAACCAUCUUUUGGACGACGAUGACGCAGAGGUCGAGGUCGUAAAUUACUAUCGCGUUGUGAUAGAACACUGUGCAGAAGGUUUGUGAUGUGCGAAUUCGAUUUGUCCCUUUACGAUUACAGAGUGUGUUACGAAAUUACCUUCCCCCUUUUUGCGUCGGGCCGUGCUAAAUAUAUCGGAACGCGUGUGAGAGUUAAUAGAGCUUUGCUUUCGUAUAUAACCACCCGCGGGAGGAGAGGCGUUGAAUCCAGCCAGCGUUAGCAGCUGGCAAAGGAACUGGCGCUCAAUUCAUCAAAACCCGCGCGCGGAGAAGAUAGGCUCCCGCUACACCAUUCCAUCAUCGAGAACAAUGACGGCGCAUUGAACGGCGCUCCCCGAGACCAGGCACGACCAAGUCGUGUGGCUAAAAUGUAACAAUUCCGUUCGCUUCCGUUUAAUUUGCGACGGUUUUGUUCGGAAACUCCUCACGUCCGAACCGCGGCAGCGGCCGCAGUACGAGACAGAUUCUCUGUAGCCGUUAUCGACAUAACAUCCUUUCAUACCAAACCACAACCACACACACACACACGGAACCGAAACUCUUGUAGGACUUUUUUUCUUGAAAUGGUGAAAAUAAACGACAUAAGGGGAACAUAAACUUGUGGGCAGGAACUGGAAGAGAGGAAAUUCAAUAAAACGAAACGUAAA
Molecule: messenger RNA, 2329 nt
Organism: Anopheles cruzii
Lineage: Eukaryota; Metazoa; Arthropoda; Insecta; Diptera; Culicidae
Gene: Rab8
Product: ras-related protein Rab-8A
Exons: 5
Coding region: 669-1295 (208 amino acids)
Biological process (GO): Golgi vesicle fusion to target membrane; cellular response to insulin stimulus; regulation of exocytosis
Cellular component (GO): trans-Golgi network transport vesicle; synaptic vesicle; plasma membrane
Molecular function (GO): GTPase activity; GTP binding
Source: RefSeq, a predicted model, not a curated record